Molecule: messenger RNA, 1678 nt
Organism: Polyodon spathula (Mississippi paddlefish)
Lineage: Eukaryota; Metazoa; Chordata; Actinopteri; Acipenseriformes; Polyodontidae
Product: small glutamine-rich tetratricopeptide repeat-containing protein beta-like
Exons: 12
Coding region: 105-1019 (304 amino acids)
Biological process (GO): post-translational protein targeting to endoplasmic reticulum membrane
Cellular component (GO): membrane; TRC complex
Molecular function (GO): protein binding; molecular adaptor activity
Source: RefSeq, a predicted model, not a curated record
CGAGUGCGCAGGCGCUAGAGUGUAUCUCUCUCACACACACAUUUGUCUGUCAGUGUUGAGGAGCCUGGUGAAAAGACACAAGGAGACAUUUGAAAACAUACAGUAUGUCUGUUGAGAAGCGCCUUGCGUUUUCCAUUGUGCAGUUUCUACGAGAUCAAACACAGUCAGAGACUUUGAAUUCAGACGAACAGGAAAGCCUUGAAGUUGCCAUACAGUGUCUGGAGACAACGUUCAAGAUCAGCUCAGUGGACAGUCACCUAGCAGUUCCACAGCCUUUGACGGAAAUAUUCUUAAACUCUGUCUUCAAGAAUGAUAAUGUGUCUGUGCCAGAGAUUUCUCCUGAAGAUGCAGAAAGGGCAGAGCAGCUGAAAAAUGCAGGAAACAAUCACAUGAAGGAAGAGAAUUACAGCUCAGCUGUGGAGUGUUACACAAAAGCUAUCAACCUGGACCUAAAGAACGCAGUGUAUUACUGCAACAGAGCUGCAGCUCACAGUAAACUAGGAAACUACACUGAAGCCACAAGUGACUGCGAGAAGGCUAUAGAAAUAGAUCCAACCUACAGCAAAGCAUAUGGAAGGAUGGGACUGGCCCUGACUGCUAUAAAUAAUUACACAGAAGCUGCGACUUAUUUCAAAAAGGCCCUGGUCCUGGAUCCUGAAAACGACACGUAUAAAUCCAACUUGAAAAUGGCAGAGCAGAAGCUGAAAGAAGCCUCCAGUCCAACUGGAACUGGACUGGGAUUUGACAUGGCAAGCCUCAUAAAUAACCCUGCCUUCAUCACCAUGGCUGCAAGUGUAAUGCAAAACCGACAAGUGCAACAGCUCAUGUCAGGAAUGAUGUCUAAUGCAGUGGGAGGCCCAGCGGCUGGUGUUGGGGGUUUAACAGACUUGUCCAGCCUUAUUGAAGCGGGACAGCAGUUUGCACAGCAGAUUCAGCAGCAGAACCCAGAACUGAUAGAACAGCUGAGGAAUCACAUCCGCAGCAGGUCCUUCAGCGGCAGUGCAGAGGAACACUCCUGAUCUACUGCAGGGAUAGCAGCAGGAACACAGAGAGAGGUUGGAAAAGAACUGGGUUGUUAUAUGCUUAAUAUCAAAUUCUUGGAGGGCAUCACAAUCAAGAGCGAUGGAUCAAAUGGAAAAAUGAUGGAAGAAACGAUGUUAUUGUGACGAGCAGUUAAGAACUCUGACUGAAUUAAGAUUACUCUUUACAAAAGUGUUGCACUUAUUUUACACAACUCUACAUUUAACAGAGCAAACUAACAUCACCACAUUGCACUGGUAUCAUACUUAAACACAUUUUGUAUGUUUCAGCAAUGUAUUUAAGAUGUAUGCUGCUAUUUACAGGCUUGCAACUAUAGGCACCAUGUAUUAGCCUUGGUAGCAUUAUUUUUCAAAGUUUUUCCAUGUUGGGAAAUGUAGUUCAAGAAAGAAGACCGCAGCAGAUGUCUUUAUAUAAUUCCCUAUAUUUUAGGAACUAUAAAGUGUGUAUGUUACUGUAGUUAUUCAGUCAUGUUUGCUUACAGUGACUUUAUUUUGCAUGUUCCUUAUGACCAUUUGGAUGCUUUCAGGAACGAUUUGUAUACUUCUACACUACAGAACAGGGUUUAAUGUCUUGUCAAGCUCCAAGGUUACACAAUUAAAGCUCGGUCACUACAAAUAAAACAAACAAAAAAAAAAAA